AUGGACGACAAAUAUCGGGCUUUCGACUUUGUCCUGACCUGUGCGGGAAUCCACAUUUUCUCCCGACGAAAAUGGGAUUCGAAGGCAAAAUUUGCUCAUCAGAUUUGCAACUCCAUAGUUGCCGUACUCACUUGUAUUUUUACAACAGGAUUUUUAGUUGUAGAGACAGAUGUCAUUCUUUGGAUUGAAGGUGUUUGCAUUUGGAUCACUGGAGCCAUAAUGUAUAUGCUCGUGGGGUUAUCCUUAGUAUACCGGAAAGAAUUUCGUGAAUUCCUCGAGGAGAUGAUCUUUAGAGAUGGGUUGAUGGAUAUGCCUAUAAUCGAGCACGCGAUGAAGUCGACGAGUGAAGGGAAACUGAACGAGCUGAAAGGGCUUGUGAUUAAAACUGAGGAAAAGUUGGUGAAAUAUCCGAGCUUGCUUCUGAAAUCGUAUGCUUGCAGUACGUCGUCAACGGCGGUAAUGUAUGUUUGCGAUGCGAUCUAUCAAAUGAUUGUGAGAGAAGAUGAAUCAUUACGACUUUUUGGUUUCAACAUGUGGUUCCCUUGGAAACUGGAAAAUUUUAACGUGUACAUAGCCACGUUCAUAUUUCACGCAUAUGCUGGAUUUAUCUGCAUAUUGGUUUUCCCAGGAGUACAAACUACAAUCAUUCUUCUGAUGGGACAGAUGGUAAGACAACUUCAUGUUCUGACCUUCAUUGUGCUUCAUUUGGACGAUCUAGUGAUGGAAAUGGUCCACGUAAGAGGUGAAAGAUGGCAAGAAGAGUGUACUGCCAUUUUGUCUCAAUGUGUAGAUCAGUAUGUGAAAGUUAAGAGAUUUGGCAACAGAUUAAAUUCAAUAUGUCGAUCAUUCUACUUGAUUUUGAUUUUAGAUGCCAUUGUCUUGGUUUGCGUUUGUUCAGUUAAAGUUGCGAUUUCACAUAAGUUGUCACACGAAUUAAUAAAAUAUGUGAUGCAUGAGUUCUUCUUCACUCUGAUGGUGUUACAAUUCUGUGUGAUGGGACAACAGAUACAAAAUGAGUGCGACAAAUUAGAAAUGGCCGUCUUAGAGAAAUGGUACAUUUUCAAUAAGAAACAUCGAACUCACGUAAAGAUAUUCCACAUGGCUGUAAUUCAGAGAAUGCCAAUUUACAUAUUCGGCACCAUCCCGCUAUCUCUGCCUACUUUCAACUGGUUUCUCAAGACCGGAAUGUCGUUUUUCACAUUAGUGAUGUCAGUAUUAGAAGAUUAGAAUUGAAAUGAUGCACUCCUAAAGGUCGAUAAAUAUGCGUAGUUUCUUUUGGCGUGAUUUAUCGCAAUUGACACUAAUCACUUGGCCGGAAUAAAUAUGGAGAGAAUUUAGAGUAGA
Messenger RNA from Pectinophora gossypiella (pink bollworm), 1344 nucleotides. RefSeq lists its product as uncharacterized. Gene Ontology annotation, cellular component: plasma membrane. The coding region runs from base 1 to 1227 and encodes 408 amino acids. Gene Ontology annotation, molecular function: odorant binding; olfactory receptor activity. The record is from RefSeq and is a predicted model, not a curated record. NCBI's taxonomy places the organism in Eukaryota, Metazoa, Arthropoda, Insecta, Lepidoptera, Gelechiidae. The transcript has 7 exons. Gene Ontology annotation, biological process: sensory perception of smell; detection of chemical stimulus involved in sensory perception of smell.